Molecule: messenger RNA, 894 nt
Organism: Naegleria lovaniensis
Lineage: Eukaryota; Heterolobosea; Eutetramitea; Acrasida; Naegleriidae
Exons: 1
Coding region: 1-894 (297 amino acids)
Source: RefSeq, a predicted model, not a curated record
AUGUAUGAGAAAGCUAGAUCCAAAAUUUCAGCCAUGUUUGAUCAAGUGUCUGACUUUAAACUAAUUGCUGUUUACAUUUUUUUGGCAAUAUUUUUGAUUGGUGAAGGAGAACGACAAAAAGCAGAGUAUUAUCUAAACCAUGUCAAAUUUUAUGUUAAAGAGUUCCAACCUAACAUGCAAGAAGCUCAAUUCCUAUUACGAACAGUUCUUCUUUCAGAAUCCAUUUUACAAGAAUCUUACGAACAGUUGUUGAGACAUUAUGAAAACAUUCUCCUCUAUUUUACUCCUAACAGCAGUACUUCUCAGACCAAUAUUAACACAAUUUCUAGUUAUAUCACUGCAUCCAACGAGAAAAUGUUCAGGGGUGGAAAUUGUAGAAUAUCAACGGACUCAGGUGAUGACCUCAAAAAACAACUUUCACACUUGAAAACAUUAAUAGAAACGAAUAACACAGAAUACCCAUUAGGAUAUCACCAAUUACUUGAUUCGUUGAUGAAGUCGUCGAACAACUCUAGCCCAUAUGCUGUCUCCAUUUCUUCUUCUACGGUUCACAGUGAGAAUUUGGAUAAGAAAGUCGAACAAAUUAACAUGGCCAUCGAAAAUAUUCGAAGUAUUUAUGGACAAUGGGAUUUUCUUGGAAAUACUUUCAUCAUGAUGCUUUACAGUAUUAUCAUUCUCCAUCAUCACAAACAAUUUAAUGACGAAGAGCUAUCCAUCGAUGCAGUGAAAUGUGCCGACAUGAUCACCAAAACAACGGAGUGCAACGAUGAUUUUUCAUUGUCUUCUUUUCCAGCCUCGAUACCAAUCUCUAUUGCAUGUAGGAUACAUUUAACAUCCCUCAAGACCGUUCUAAGUCAACAUCACUCAUUAUCAACGAGUAUGCAGAACAAUUGA